Molecule: messenger RNA, 1449 nt
Organism: Pocillopora meandrina
Lineage: Eukaryota; Metazoa; Cnidaria; Anthozoa; Scleractinia; Pocilloporidae
Source: the annotation of a GenBank genome assembly
AUGAAAGCUUUUCCUGACACUACUGGAGACCCAGCAGAAAUUUAUUUUAACAAAAAGUUAAGAUCUGCUCGAGUUGUGUCUGAACACGCAUAUGGUAUGCUUAAAGGGCGAUGGCGACUGCUUUACAAAAAAGUGGAUUGCAAUAAGAAGAACAUAAAGCGUAUCAUUAUGUGUGGCAUAACAUUACAUAACAUUUGUAUACACGUGAAUGAUCCAUGCAAGAGACGGUGGAGGUUGGACAUGCAAGAGCUUAACCCCAUUCGUGGAAGACGCCAUGGUAUACGUGAUAAAAAUGAAGUUUGAAGAAUCAGGAAGAAGGUAGUUGACUGGCUGUGGUCAUUAUCAUAGACAUGGCAACCAUUCUAACAGUUACAAGUAUCACUUUAUUCACAUGGAUGUUGUAGUUCAAAGCAGGAAUAAGUUCAUUCAAAGGUUAAUCUCCAUGUUUAUGUUGUUGUUAACUAAGUAAGGAUACAUUCCUUAUUCUUUUGUUAAUAAAUGUUGACUGAAAACUAACAUUUGCCAAUAUAGCAUGGAAAUGGUGCUACCUGUAACACUUCAGUAAUUUACAGUGUUUGAAGUUUCACAAUGAGAUAUUUCAGUGCAUGAUUUAGUGUUCAGCAGGAAUUGUAAAUGUAUAAAAUCUUUGUGGUUAAGUGAUAUCCAGAAAUAUUCAAGGGUGAGUUAAUUGUUAGCAAUAUUUAUCAAGAACUUAAUGAUUUAUCUGGAGAUCACAAAACCUCUCAGCUGAAACUGGUUUUUAUUAAACAUUGUUGCCAAGAAAAAUUGUGAACAUAAUAUCCAUUUAUCACUGAUUGAAAUUAACUUACCCUGGACACUAUGAAGUGGAGAAAUCAUUCAUUGUCUUUUUGCAUUAGCAAACAUCAAGAACUAUCUUCAGCUCCCAGAAAGGAGUUUAAAAGUUCAGUGAUCAACACUAUUGCUAAACUGGAAUAAGGCUUUAUUCAAAUGGAAUUUCAAGUUUUAAUGGAACAGUAGUUUUACCUUAAAUGAGUGAAAACCUUCCCCUCUAAAACAGGUAAAAGUUAGAAGCCAUGUUCGUCUUUACCUAGAAAGCUACUCAAACGUAGUGCUAGAAUUGUUUACAAUACCUGGUAGAACAUUUGUAACACAACUUGUGAAUGAUCAAUAAAGUUCCUUUUAUAAGUAGGAGUUGGAAAAACAGUCCUUUUAAUAUAGCAAUCUUAUCAUUAAACUUGCAAGCUAGUUUUUUUUGUAGCGAAGGCAAAGUAUAAAAAGUUAACAAGGCAAUGAAGUAACAGUGACAUAUACUGUAAAAGCUCACUUGGAGUUGGUUUACUUAAUUUAACUGAGUGUAGUCAGAUGUGCUACCAGGGCUUGUUGAAGAAUAGUAACCUUUGGAAUCAGUCUCUGAAGGCAUACUAUACAAGCCAUGCUGAGGAGAGACAUAUGGUGUUGCAGAUGUAA